Molecule: messenger RNA, 3917 nt
Organism: Syngnathus acus (greater pipefish)
Lineage: Eukaryota; Metazoa; Chordata; Actinopteri; Syngnathiformes; Syngnathidae
Gene: fermt2
Product: fermitin family member 2
Exons: 17
Coding region: 460-2547 (695 amino acids)
Biological process (GO): integrin-mediated signaling pathway; cell-matrix adhesion
Cellular component (GO): focal adhesion; extrinsic component of cytoplasmic side of plasma membrane
Molecular function (GO): integrin binding
Source: RefSeq, a predicted model, not a curated record
CCUAUUUAACUUCCUUCCUCUUUCCUUUAUUACCUCUAACUUUGUUGGUUUCCUUCCUUAUUCCACGUUUCCUCUUUCCUACGUUCAUUUCUACUUUCUUUUAGCGCAUGAUUCAUUGCAAAAAAGUGUCUCCUCAUUUUUACGCGAGUAUUAAAAGCAUGGUGGCUGUGAGGGGAGAGGAAAAGUGGGAUUGGAGCAGUGACGUGAUCUUGUGCUGGAAAGAGGAGGAGGGCGAAGAGGAGGAGGAAAAAACGGACGGCUGGACUCCAUUAAGACGAAGCCUGCUGGAAAAGUGUUUGGGAAUACGCCACUACUUCUACUAGGGCGACUCGUCGGGAUUUUUUCCUUUAUUUUUGGACCGUCUUCCCCUCCCCAGAACUCAUCCUGUAUGUUAUAAAGAAGGACAAAGCAGUUUUGUAUCGUGUCGUCGAGCGUUUGAGUGUCUUUUUUUGUGAAGGAAUGGCGCUGGACGGGAUCCGGAUGCCUGAUGGCUGCUACGCCGACGGGACGUGGGAGCUGAAGAUGCACGUCACUGACCUCCACCGGGAUGUGUCGCUGAGGGUCACCGGCGAGAUCCACAUUGGGGGUGUCAUGCUCAAACUGGUGGAGAAAUUAGAUGUGAAGAAGGACUGGUCGGACCAUGCGCUGUGGUGGGAGAAGAAGAAGACCUGGCUGCUGAAGACCCACUGGACGCUGGACAAGUACGGCAUCCAGGCUGACGCCCGGCUGCUCUUCACGCCGCAGCACAAGCUCCUGCGCCUGCAGCUGCCCAACAUGAAGCACAUGAAGGUCAAAGUCAACUUCUCCGACCGUGUCUUCAAAGCCGUCUCGGACAUCUGCAAGACCUUCAAUAUCCGUCACCCAGAGGAGUUAUCUCUACUGCGUAAGCCGCGUGAUCCCAAAAAGAAGAAGAAAAAGUUGGAGGAAGCCGAAGAGGAUGAUCUGGAGUUAGAGGGUCCGCUCCUAACCCCUGGAUCAGCCUCUGAGAUAAUAUACAUCGGCCCCGUCAAAGGAAGCAUCUACUCCAGCCCGGGCUUGUACAGCAAGACCAUGACGCCCACGUACGACUCACGAGACGGCAGCCCGCUGUCCCCCACGUCCGCCUGGUUCGGCGACAGCCCCCUGUCGGAGGGCAACCCCGGCAUCCUCGCCGUCAGCCAACCUAUCGCCUCCCCGGACAUCCUGGUCAAGCUCUACAAGCCGCAGUCUCUUCUGGACAAGGCCAAGAUCAACCAGGGGUGGUUGGACUCGUCGAGGUCUCUGAUGGAACAGGAUGUCAAGGAGAACGAAGUGUUGCUGCUAAGGUUUAAAUACCACAGUUUCUUUGACCUCAACCCAAAGUAUGACGCCAUAAGGGUGAACCAGCUCUACGAGCAGUCCAAGUGGGCCAUCCUGCUGGAGGAAAUCGAGUGCACGGAGGAGGAAAUGAUGAUGUUUGCCGCGCUGCAGUACCACAUCAACAAGCUGUCCAUCAUGUCGUCGGACAACCACAUGAACAACAGCGAGAAGGAGGUGGACGAGGUGGACGCCGCCCUCUCCGACCUGGAGAUCACGCUGGAAGGAGGCAAGACGUCCAAUGCCCUGGGUGACAUCACGUCUAUUCCUGAGCUAGCGGACUACGUCAAAGUCUUCAAACCCAAAAAGCUGACGCUGAAGGGCUACAAGCAGUACUGGUGCACGUUCAAAGACAUCACAAUUUCCUGUUACAAGACUAAAGAGGAGUCGCACGGGACGCCUGCUCACCAAAUGAACCUCAGAGGUUGCGAGGUGACCCCAGAUGUGAACAUAUCAGGUCAGAAAUUCAACAUCAAGCUGUUAAUCCCCGUGGCGGACGGCAUGAACGAGAUCUGGCUGCGAUGCGACACGGAGAAGCAGUACGCCCACUGGAUGGCCGCCUGCCGCUUGGCGUCCAAGGGCAAGACCAUGGCGGACAGUUCCUACAACCUGGAGGUGCAGAACAUCCUGUCCUUCCUCAAGAUGCAGCACAUGAACCCCGACCCGCAGUUCAUCGAGCCCAUCACCAGCGACAUCAACCCCGAGUGCCUGGUGUCACCGCGCUACCUGAAGAAGUACAAGAACAAGCAGCAAGGCUUAAUCAGGGAUUUGAUCUCGGCCCGCAUUCUUGAAGCCCACCAGAACGUGGCCCAGAUGAGUUUGAUCGAGGCCAAGAUGCGCUUCAUCCAGGCUUGGCAGUCGCUGCCAGAGUUCGGAAUCACUCACUUCUUGGCCAAGUUCCAAGGCGGGAAGCGCGACGAGUUGAUCGGCAUCACCUACAAUCGUCUGAUCCGCAUGGACGCCGGCACCGGGGACGCCAUCAAGACCUGGCGCUUCAGCAACAUGAAGCAGUGGAACGUCAACUGGGAGAUCAAGAUGGUGACUGUCGAAUUUGCAGAUGAGCCCAAGUUGUCGUUCAUCUGCGCCGAGGUGGACUGUAAGGUGGUCCACGAGUUCAUCGGGGGUUACAUCUUCUUGUCCACGCGGGCCAAGGACCAGAACGAGACCCUGGACGACGACAUGUUCUACAAGCUGACCAGCGGGUGGGUCUGACCACGCGUCUCGCCAUCGGGACCACCCGCUUGCACACUACAGCACGCUCCAUGGACUGUCACGCUCUUGGUUCCCACUAGUAAAGCGCGUGCGUGCUCCACGCUAAUGAAUUUCAACCUUCAUGGCACUAGUAGUGUGUACUUUUGUAGCAUCUCGUCCCACUAAAAAGGACAAAGAGCGUACUAGUACAUGGACCGUAGGAUGGAUAUCAAAUGAAGAGUAUACAGUAUCAUAUUUAUUCAAUGUCCUUCAUAUCCAGAUAGAGUAAGCCAGUUGAGUUGAAACUGUCUUACCGGUAAUGUUUUGGCACCACUGUAUGACAUUUUAGUGAAUCAACAACUUGUUACUAAAUGGGCAAAACGACCAGUGAGCCGCUUACAAAGAAGUUUGAGCAUCUAUUCCAUUCCCUCCUUGCACACUGAAGGGUAAGUACUAAUCCACUCUUUAUCCUCACUAAAAAAAAUUACUAGUACACAAUAGGAAAAAAAAUGGCAGUCGACAGGGUGCACUAGUAGCUCAACUACUGGUCUGUGUUUGCCGCCACUAAAAGGGUUCAGGAGGCUACAAGUUUUUCUUUGACCUCGUUAGUAAGACCAUUUAGCGUACUAGUAGAACAAGAAGGACACACUAGCGGUACUCGUAGCACACAAUUGUCAUCUAGUGCACCGUUUUGCCUCCCUAGUUUAAGUUGUUCUACUAGUGCACAAGAAUGUCAUACAGUCGUAAAAAAAAAACCUAGUGCUCGCUAGUCAUUUCACUAGUGUGCUCAAUUGUCAUGGACAACUCUGUGCACUAGUAGGAUAUGCAAUAUAUGCUCUAGCCUCAUUUCUCCCCCAGGUCCUAUACCCCGCCAAUUUCGCUAAGCACUUGGACAUCAUUGCAUUGAAUUUUGGGCCGAUGUUACGCUAAAGAUAGCGUCCACUUUGCAUGAAGCAGGGAGCUGGGUGGCUUUUAAUAUCAAGCAAAAUUAUUAUGAAAUAUUAAUAUUUGCAUUGUUUUAACACAAACGCUGUCACAAAACAGAGGUCUAAGUAAUCCUCAUAUUACCUCUACGUGUCUCUCACGGCCACAGUAUUAUUCUUGUUUUUGAUGAUGAAUUCUAUGAGAACACACCAGCAAUGGCCCACAAUCAAUUAUGCAAGCAAAAUGAAGUAUUAUUUGUUUUGUAACUAAUGUAAAAACACAGCUUUUAUAGAAUUGUACAGUUUUUUUUCUCUCUGCUUUGAGGGGUAAAUAUGUUCAGUGUGUGUGUGUGUGUGUGUGUGUGUGUGUGUGAGCGCGCGUGUUCUUCACGUGAUGAAUGUCAUCACGUAAAGAUGAAAAUAUCCUAAACUCACGGAAAUACAUAUGUGUCUUUUACUCAAACACUA